UUCCUCAUCAAUGCAUUCCCCUGUCGCCCUAAAUAACCCGAGGCAACGUUAGCUACCGAUUGAGCGGUGUGCACAGAGAAAGCGAGAGAAAAAGAGUCGACAUCUUCGUUGAGAUCUAUCAAAAUGUCACCGGUGGAGUCGCCCCGCGAGGAGAAUGUGUACAUGGCCAAGCUGGCGGAGCAGGCGGAGCGGUACGAGGAGAUGGUGGAGUUCAUGGAGACCGUCGUGAAGACGAUAAACGGGGAGGAGCUCACGGUGGAGGAGCGCAACCUCCUCUCGGUGGCCUACAAGAACGUGAUUGGAGCUCGCCGCGCGUCCUGGCGUAUCAUCUCCUCCAUCGAGCAGAAGGAGGAGAGCCGCGGGAACGAGGAUCACGUCACCUUGAUCAAGGAGUACCGCAGCAAGGUCGAGGCCGAGCUCAGCAAAAUCUGCGAUGGAAUCCUGAAGCUGCUUGACACCCACCUCGUCCCCUCCGCCACCACCGCUGAGUCCAAGGUGUUUUACCUUAAGAUGAAGGGUGACUACCACAGGUACUUGGCAGAGUUCAAGACUGGAGCUGAGAGGAAAGAAGCAGCUGAGAGCACUCUUUUGGCUUACAAAUCUGCACAGGAUAUUGCUUUAGCUGAUCUGGCUCCUACUCAUCCUAUAAGGCUGGGGCUGGCACUCAACUUCUCUGUGUUCUAUUAUGAGAUUCUUAACUCACCAGACCGUGCUUGCAGCCUUGCAAAACAGGCUUUUGAUGAGGCUAUCUCCGAACUGGACACCUUGGGCGAAGAAUCAUACAAGGACAGUACGUUGAUCAUGCAGCUUCUCCGAGACAACUUGACACUAUGGACCUCUGAUAUCACGGAGGAUGGAGCUGAUGAGAUCAAAGAAGCUCCAAAGAAGGAAUCAGGAGAGGGCCAGUGAUCUGGAAAUCGACACUUCCUCAUGGGUGAUACAGGAUGUACCCUUUUUAAGUAGUUGCGAGAAUCUUGUGCUUCUUGGUUGUCCUCUCUUCUUUUGUGUUGCGGACAACAUAAAGCCAACUGAUACUUUCUAGGGAUUGGAUUGCCUUCAGUAUUUUACUAUCAUAGUUAUCUAUUAGCUUGUUCUAAUGGGAGAUAAAAAUGAUUCUGUAUGGUUAAUCAUGGACAACUUGGUUUUAGUAGCUGGGAAGAUGCUGGUAACCAGAAGGUAGCAUGCAUAAUUCCUGCGUGUCCGAGGCUAUCUGGUGAUCAAAUUCUAUUUGGAUCAUUAUUCCAUCCGUGAUAUUUUCUUCUUUAAUGUACUUUGGUCUUUUGAUG
Molecule: messenger RNA, 1286 nt
Organism: Musa acuminata subsp. malaccensis (wild Malaysian banana)
Lineage: Eukaryota; Viridiplantae; Streptophyta; Magnoliopsida; Zingiberales; Musaceae
Product: 14-3-3-like protein GF14-C
Biological process (GO): intracellular protein localization; signal transduction
Cellular component (GO): cytoplasm
Source: RefSeq, a predicted model, not a curated record